Molecule: messenger RNA, 1242 nt
Organism: Spirodela intermedia
Lineage: Eukaryota; Viridiplantae; Streptophyta; Magnoliopsida; Alismatales; Araceae
Source: the annotation of a GenBank genome assembly
AUGCACGCCGCUCGGGGCAGCUGCUGUCGCAUUCGAAGAAUGGAUUCCUCUCGAGGACACCGUCUCCCUUCUCUCUGCGCGCCCCCUGUCUUCCUCUUCAUCCUCGCCGCCUCAAACCUCGUCACCUUCUUCGUCUUCUCCUCCACCUUCUCCUUCUCCUCCUCUGGCUGCUCCGCCUCCUCUUAUUUCACCUCCCCCCUCACCGCCGGAGCCGCCGCCGGCGACGGCGCCACAGUCACCGCGCAGGUGGAGAGAGCUUCUCCCGCCGCCGACCUCCCGCCGGAGUCCCUCGCCUUCACCGCCCCGCAGAGCUUCCCCUUCGGGCGCAACCCCAACUCCCAAUCCGACGUCCUCAUCGCCCCCGUGGGACACCCCUGUGAGCUCUUCCCCGCCGAGCUGAGCCGCUUCAUGACCUACCCGGUCAACGGGUCCUGCCCCGACGACGAGUUCGAAGCCCAGCGGCUCCUCCUUAAGGGCUGCGAGCCCCUCCCUCGCCGGCGGUGCCGCCCCGCCGCCCACGCUGACUUCGUGGAGCCGGCGGCGCUGCCGGAGAGCCUCUGGUUGACCCCGCCGGACUCCUCCGUCGUGUGGACAGCCUACACCUGCAAGAACUACGCCUGCCUCAUCGAACGGAAAAACCAGAAGGACUUCGACGACUGCAAGGACUGCUUCGAUCUGGAGGGAAGGGAGAAGAGCCGAUGGGUCGUCCCCUCCGACAACCCCCUUGACUUCUCCAUCGACGAGGUGCUGCGGCUGAAGCCCCCGGGAACGGUCCGCAUCGGGCUGGACAUCGGCGGCGGCUCGGGGACCUUCGCGGUGCGCAUGAAGGAGCGCAACGUCACGGUGGUCACGACCUCCAUGAACCUCAACGGGCCCUUCAACAGCUUCAUCGCCGCCAGAGGGGUCAUCCCUCUCUACCUGAGCAUCUCCCAGCGGCUGCCCAUCUUCGAUAACACGCUGGACGUGGUGCAUUCCAUGCACGUCAUCAGCAACUGGAUCCCUGAUACGCUCUUCCACUUCAUCUUCUUCGACAUCUACCGGGUUCUCCGACCAGGCGGAAUCUUCUGGCUGGAUCACUUCUUCUUCGUCGAGGAGCAGAUGGGCAAGUACGUCUCCAUGAUCGACAGCGUAGGGUUCCGCCGCCUCAAGUGGGUCGUCGGCCGGAAGCUCGAUCGGGGUCCCGAGCUCAAGGAGAUGUACAUCUCCGCCGUCCUGGAGAAGCCACUGAAGAACUCCUGGUGA